Triticum dicoccoides is the source of this 1893-nucleotide messenger RNA. RefSeq lists its product as uncharacterized. The transcript is spliced from 3 exons. The record is from RefSeq and is a predicted model, not a curated record. Lineage: Eukaryota; Viridiplantae; Streptophyta; Magnoliopsida; Poales; Poaceae. The coding region runs from base 1040 to 1450 and encodes 136 amino acids.
UCCGCUCAUUCAUUGCAGGAGACGCGUGCUUUUCUGUCUGAUGGGUCGGGCCUCGGGGCUGGGGCCAUGGCGACGACGGCGGCGACGACAAAGACUGUGGCGGCGAACGACGCGGUGGAAGGGGAUGCUCUGGUGGAGUUCCCGGUGGAUCCGGUAGUCAGCCUGGUAGGUUGCCUAUCUUCCAAAAUGCGAUACGUGUGGCGGCGCCGGAUCUCGAUGGAGGGAGCGAGGUGAGUAGCCGUCGGGACGAUGUGGCUCCGGAGUCUUCUGUGGCUGCGCCUGCGGAAUCGGGUGAAUCCGGAUCCAAGAGCGCGUGAGAUUAGGAGGUUAUGGACAAUCUUGGGAUCACAGAAACACCGGAGAGCCAUGUAGUAACUAAUAAAACCGUGGACACAACAAACUAGAAAUAUUUUGCCAGAUGACCUGAACCACUACCAGCAGGACCAGAUCAACCGCAUGUCACUAACAUUUCGGCACAGCAGAAUGUAUGUUAAGGCAUUGGAGCUGGUUCGACUUUGGGAUGCAAGUGUAGAGGCGUAUGGAACUGUGAUGUGCCUUUUCGAGCAUAACUGCCGGUGAUGGUUCCAUUCAACAAGUGUCUUGACGGGCUGGGACUUGAGGACCGGGCUGGCAGCAAGAAGGUGACAGAAGCCGGCACUGAAUGAGGAAAAGAAAGUGCAGCUCCUGAUGAUAGACUGUAGGGAAGCGUGAACCCUCUCUUUGGUUUAACGACACCAAGCAAGAAGAGAGCUGCUGGCAGACCAACAAAUGCAUGGGGCAAAGCUCCUUUCUAGGGAUGAGCAAAACCCAGAGCCACACAAAAAAAAAAAAACUGCGGCCGCGGAAACGCCUCGCCAACCUGCUGCGGUCUCGCCGAGCGACAUGCCGCGCCAAGGGCCUCGCGUCGGUGACCCGUCCAUGCACCCAGAGGAGGGGAACGUGGUGAUCGUCACCACGCCGGACAUGGAGGCCAACGCGGCGUCUCUUGUUUCCCUGGGCGCGUUCAUCUGGCUCGGGGGGAACAUGCUCUCGGUGAGCGAUGCUGAGAUCCAAGAAGCCAUCCCUGAAGAUAUCGGUGAGCGAUGCUGAGAUCCAAGAAGCCAUCCCUGAAGAUAUCUUUGCUCUGUUCGAUUUUCCGCAUCACCGCGACAAGGUCACGACCCCGGGGCGUUUUCGUCACAACGGCCUGGACAUCCACUCCUCCAACUGGAGGCUGGACGCCCACUGCGACGUGGUUCAGGCCAACUACCACGUCUACCUCUGCAUCGAAAGCACCCCGCUGAACGCGUGGUCAGAGUCCGUCGCUGCUCAAGUGCUUGGGCCGGAGACAUUCAUCCACUACUUCAACAUCGCAAAUCUUCGUCAAGAGGACGCCACCUGCAUCAAGCUUUGGGCGUGGUCUGCGAACCCCUCCUCCAUCCCCAAGGUCCAGAACGUGACCAUUGCUUGACGUGUGGCUACUGGUGUGGGUGGUGCCCCAUCCUCGGCCAUUGGGCAUGGUGGCAUCCGCCGACGAGCAUUGUGCAUUUCGACAGGCUUGAAGACUACACACCGGAUAGCGCCGGCAACAUCCCCCGUCGACCGCACACCGACCCGUUCACUUACCGUUUUGGUGUGGUGGACGGCGAGUCAAGGCCGCAGGACAGGCAUGAAUGGCCCCCUCGCCGUCGUGAUGAUGACGAUUGCCAUCGCCGAGAUGAUGACCGAGACAGGGACGACCGGCGUGGUCGUGACAAUGACAGGUCAAGGACCUCCAGCUCUUGGCGUGAUCGCUUCUUCCAUAGCCGAUCGUGUGCGCUUGAUCGGCGCGCCGAGGAGGAUCACGGUCGUGGUUCUAAGACUGACAGUAGAAUGGGGGGUAGGUAUGAGGAGGCAAGAUCCCAGCUAUGGUGA